This is a messenger RNA of Auxenochlorella protothecoides, 939 nucleotides long. Its product is annotated as La-related protein 7. Gene Ontology annotation, biological process: RNA processing. The coding region runs from base 1 to 939 and encodes 312 amino acids. Gene Ontology annotation, cellular component: nucleus. Lineage: Eukaryota; Viridiplantae; Chlorophyta; Trebouxiophyceae; Chlorellales; Chlorellaceae. Gene Ontology annotation, molecular function: mRNA binding. The record is from RefSeq and is a predicted model, not a curated record. The transcript has 5 exons.
AUGUGGGUCCCGUUCAUUUUUAGGUCUACGACGGAAAGCAUGCAUGGCACGCAGGUGGAGCACUACUUUUCGGACGCCAACCUGCCGACCGAUGCCUUCCUACUGCAGCAGGUCGCCAAGCACCCCGAGGGUUAUGUCCCCCUCGCCGUCAUCAUGUCGUUCAAGAAGAUGAGGCGGUAUGGAAAAGACCCAGCCGUCGUGGCCGCAGCUCUGAGGUCCAGCGAGCUGCUGGAGGUCAGUCUGAGCGGCAAGGCGGUGCGGCGCAGGGAGCCGCUGAAGGCGGUGGACCACUCCGAGCUGCGUUCCAGGACGCUGCUCAUCACCGGCCUGCCCGACAAGUCCUCCAUCGAGGAGCUGGAGGGACGGUGCAGGCCCUACGGCACCCUGGGCUUUGUGAAGAUCCGGAAGCCGGAGGUGCUGGACCCCCUCAUCGCCUUCAACCCCCGCUUCAUGACCUGGGUGGGGCACCGCUGGUACGGGCUCGUGGAGUACUCGAGCUCGGAGGAAGCCCACAGGGCCAGGGCUGCGCUGGACUCCACCGACUCCUGGCGCGGGGGCCAGAGGGCAGCCAUCCUCAACGUCCUGCCCCAAGGCAAGGCGGCCCGGCCCCCCAAGCAGGCGGGCCCAGACAGGCAGGGAGCUGGGGCUUCAGGGAUUGGCGGGGCGGCCGCAGGGCCGUCCGUGGGAGCCACAGACGACGCGGUGCAGGAGUGUGAGGCCCAGGCUCCCGACGGCGGCAGGGAGGGGCAGCCGCCCGGCGGCCCCAAGGCCAAGGCCAAGCCCGCCCGCCGCGACUACUCCGCCUGGGCCAGCGCAUCGCAUGCCUCCCCCGGAGCGGGGGCUGGGGCAAGGGAGGGGCCCCGUCAACCCCGCAUGGCGGUGCCGGGGGAGAAGGGAUUUGGCAUGGGCAGGGGCAAGCCGCUGCCAGUGCCGGCGUGA